Molecule: messenger RNA, 879 nt
Organism: Quercus robur (English oak)
Lineage: Eukaryota; Viridiplantae; Streptophyta; Magnoliopsida; Fagales; Fagaceae
Product: protein TIFY 5A
Exons: 3
Coding region: 133-543 (136 amino acids)
Biological process (GO): regulation of defense response; regulation of jasmonic acid mediated signaling pathway; response to wounding
Cellular component (GO): nucleus
Source: RefSeq, a predicted model, not a curated record
UUUGUCAUAGCAUUUCCUGACACCAAAAUAAGAAAACAAAGAAAACUUUGUCAUAGCAUUUGAUCUCUCUCUCUCUCUCUCUCUCUCUCUCUCUCUGAUCAAUAGAUCUCUAAAUCUUUGAGAAUCUUGAAGAUGAAGAGGAACUGCAAUUUGGAACUUUGCCUUGUUCCCUACUCUGCCUCUCUUCCUUCCAAUGAUUCAGGCGACGACCACCAGCCAAUGAUGGAAGAGCGAAGAGGAAGCCCACAACAGAACCAGCAACCGCAGCAGCUGACCAUUUUUUACAAUGGCAAGAUUUGCGUUUCUGAUGUUACUGAGUUUCAGGCUAGAUCCAUCUUAUUGCUUGCUACAAGAGAAAUGGAGGAAAGGCUGAAAACUCCAACGGGGUCAGAUUGGCUGAAAACUCCAACUGGGUCAGAUCUAUCUUCACCAACACUGCAAACUGAGAAAUAUAGCCCUUGUACUGGUCUUUCCAUGAAGAGGUCACUACAAAGGUUUCUCCAGAAGAGAAAGAAUCGGAUCCAAGCAACAUCACCAUAUUGAAAAGUUUACUGUAUUGGAGAGAAGAAAAAUUAUCUUGUCGAGUUUCUACAAAAUUCUGUGUCGAAAGCAGAUUCCAUGGGGUGAACUAGUUUGUGCCAAAAAAAAAAAAAUAUUGGCAUGGUCUUCUCAAUGGAGGCCCCCAAAAUUACAAAAUGGAUAUCAAACAUGGCUCAAGACUCUCGAUCUAUAUUUGUUUAUACCCUUUGUUCCCAAAGUAAACAUUCUAGUUCCACCCCCUAGUAGGUUCCAUGGGGCUUGUAAAUUAUUUAUUUAAUUAAGGCACAUGGCCAAACAUUUCAUUACUUGAUUAACAUUACAUAUUAUUCUUUUUUCUUA